Messenger RNA from Schistosoma margrebowiei, 3400 nucleotides. NCBI's taxonomy places the organism in Eukaryota, Metazoa, Platyhelminthes, Trematoda, Strigeidida, Schistosomatidae. The record is from the annotation of a GenBank genome assembly.
GAUGGCUUGACCUUCAAGUGCUCGCAACGAUACCUUAGGAGCGUUGCCUGAAGCGUUGCUGACGUUUUCAUGUGGCGAUAUCUCGUGAUUUUAAUGGACUGAAGGCCGCAAUAAUUGGAAGAAACUAGCGAGACAUCGUAUUCUCACCAUUCAAUGCGAAAUAUAUAAAACGAAUUAUUAGUGGAUCUCACAAAAAAGGUGUAAUAAACGCGGAAGCCUUUAAUAGAAACGAAACAUCCCGAUAAUUUUAUUCACGCUUACUGCUAUAUGAUAUCAUAUAUUAUAUAAUUAUGAAAUCCUAUGUAGCCGUGGUCAUUUAUUCGGUCAAUUCAAAAAAUUCUGUGUUCCAGAAGAUGCGGGUUAGAUCUUUGAAAAUGGGUAUAGAAAAGGAUGAUGCCUUCGAUAAACUAAUGUUAUUUGUAAGUCAGUGUUGUUCAUCAAAUUUUCGAAACUUAAAGGAUUCGCUCUUCAUCUUCAUCCUUGUCUGGUCGCUCGGGUUUAUAAUAUUUCCAUGCCUAUUUCUUCAUUGUAUCAUAUCUCUUGCAACUUUUUUGAAUCUUGCUUAGGGUAUCUAUAUAGAACCAUUCUUUGUGAUGGUGAUUCUUGCGGCCUGGCACGUUGAAGUUUGUGCUUCAGCCUCUGUUUAGUUGUUAUUUGAGUAGAUUUUGUAAGGUUUGGAACCUGUUGCUGCGACCUAUUUGGAAUUAGUUGAGUUUGUCAGUAUUUUGAAGGAAGGCUGUAUUGAAUCUUUAUAAUACUGUUUCUCCAGUCGUCCAGUGCUUUUUAAACUUCAGCCUCAUCACGACCACACGCAAUUGGUGAUUUGAAGCUAUUCCAGCUCCUCUAUUUCUUCUCGCUUCUUCCAUUGAUCUGAAUGUUUUAGUGUUGCAAAUAUGAUCAGUCUGGUUCUCUGUAGCGUGAUCUUGUAAGACUCAUGUAGCUUUGUGUAUGCAUGUAUGGGGAAUAUUGGUUCGUAUAUAACCAUUUUAUUGAACGCACAUAAAUUUGCAAACCCGUCACCAUUUUCGUUUCUUUCUCCCAUUCCAUGUCAAUAUUCAUUGUGAUUCCCUUCAUUGUUUUGAAUUAUUCUCUGAUGAUUGCUCAUCCAUGAGAUCCCCAUCUUAUAGUUGCUUUUCGUGCUUCUUUGGAUAGCACCAGUAUAACUAUCUGAGUGAUUGAAGUAUUUUCCUCUUCGUGACCGAACUACAACAGCAUCCCUCCCGAAUCUAUCCUUUUCUAUCCAGCUUGGGUCGAACGGAUUUCACUGAUUACGAUCGUCGCCAAGUUGUACCUCGUCAUUUCCUCCCGGUUUCCCACGUUGUGCGUAUAUCCCAUAUACCUAUAUUAAUUGUUGCUGUGGUUGUUAGAAGGGGCAUCGGCCUCGUAACUGACGAAGAAUGAGACAUGAUAAUUCUCCUACAUAUAUAUUCUUCAAAUCGCAGGGCAGAGUUUAGAUGCUUUCUGGCAAACGUUUGUUAUCAGGGUUGUUUUCUAAGGGAUGGGGUUACUGACCACGUGCUUAACCCUCCUCUCUUUGGGCUUGGGACCGACAAUAAACCAGGAUACCUUAAGAUACUAAGGUGGCUAAUGUUAGUGAUUAGCUUCCAAAUAAUUUAGUUACGUUAGGUGUUGUGUUUCUUCUAUGAUUAGUGCUAUUGAUUCAUUCUGAUGUGAAACGAGAAGAAUUGGCUAUCAGAAUUACUAGUUAAUUAAAUUAAUAAUAUUCAUUAACCAAGUGAAGACUAUACUGGUGCCAUAUAUACAUUUUCUAAAUUUUUUACAAUAUGUAUUUUAAUUUUAGUCUUGUAGUGUAGAUCCAUCUUUAUCAUGGUCUGUUGAAGGUUCUUCUUAUAAGGAAAGAUGGAUUCCUGUAACUCCACACGCAGCCAGUGGUUUUCUUGUUUCGGACCGUAAUUCAUCAAUGAGUUCUACAUUGUCUGUUGAUUUAGAAUUAGGAACUGUUUCUGGUUCCGAAAAAUCUUGUGUUUCAUUCACUUUACGUCCAGAUUACCACGAUGACCAGGGUCUACUUUGUCUUCCAGUUUCUUCAGUUGGCGGAAUUUUGGAUGAAAUUUACCUGUACUAUCUGUUUAUAUUUGGCUACAAACCACUUCAUACAGACCACAGAACACCUCUCUAUUUAUGCCUCCCUCCAGUCAAUUCAUCUCUGCAUAAAAAUGCAACCUCCCAACCAAUCAUAGUCGGUCAUGCUGGUGCUGGUGUAAAACGUGCACACCAUGGUAAGGGGCUUGAGUGGCCUGAGAACACAAUAUGCGCCUUUCGACGUGCUGAGCAACUUGGAGUAACAAUGGUAGAAUGUGAUGCAAAUAUCACAAAAGAUUCUGAAGUCGUUUUACACCACAACUUCACACUAAGAGUAUGUGAGCAACCGAGAAGAUCUGAAAACGAUCCACCAGCCUUCAUUUUAGAACAUAAAAAUGAUGGUGUAGUAAAUGAAAAUAGCACAGAUCUGAUUGUGAACUACCAUUUAUCUGGAAUUCGCAACUUGUUGAGAAAGGUCAGUGGAACGAUCGGUAAUACAAACAUUAUCCAAAGUCAAUAUCCUAGUCCCUUAACAAUGAGUGAUCCUAUUCCAAAUAUUCAUGGUAAAGAGGCUGAACCAAUACCGUUAUUAAAAGACGCAUUCUACCAAACUUCCACAAACCUAAGUUUUAACGUAGAGCUAAAGUAUCCCAUAGAAACGCCAUAUAAUUUAAUUGCUGAAGCAUUAAUUAAACAUAAACCUGUCGAAUCUUCUUUACCAACACCAUCCUCAUAUUUCUAUAAAAUCAACAAAUUCUGUGAUACAAUAUUAGAUACAAUAUGGUUACAUGCUGGACCCAGAUACGUUAUAUUAUCUUCAUUUAACCCUGACGUAUGCCUAGCUUUAAGGUUAAAGCAAUCUUUUUUUCCAGUCUUCUUUAUUUCCCGUGGUGGUUAUCCAAAUGAUAGUAGUCACAAGUCAGAUCCUCGACACCACAACAUAUUCUCUGCAAUAAGUUGGGCACAUAUAAUGAACUUAAAUGGGAUUGUUACAGUGGGAUAUCAUUUCGGUUCGACAAAUGAUGUGGAUGAAAGGCAGAUCAAAUAUCUUGAAGCGGAUUUAGAGAGUAAACAGCUAUCUUGUUUUGUGUAUGGUGAUGGUGUGUCUGAAAUCCGUUUUUAUAGAAAAGCAUCACAACUUAACUUGACUGGAGUAAUAGUUGAUCGGUUAGAUGAAUUUAUGCAUAUGUACCAUGAACAAUGCAAAACAAGUACGCAAUUAGAGUCUUCAAACCUUUAAUUAAUUUCAUGAAUUUUAAACAUAUAUUUAAUUAAUAGACAGUAAAUUUGUACAAUUAACUUUUUCUGUAAAAAAAUGUUUACUGGUAUAAAGACAAUUUAGUUAAAGAUCGCAUGU